Molecule: messenger RNA, 984 nt
Organism: Ectocarpus sp. CCAP 1310/34
Lineage: Eukaryota; Phaeophyceae; Ectocarpales; Ectocarpaceae
Source: the annotation of a GenBank genome assembly
GGCAUCACGCACGAGCACCGACGCACCCAUGCCUAUGGAGGAAACGUACAUGCCAGAUGGGCCAGAGGCUCAGCGUAUAGCGAGGACAAUCCCGUUCUACCCGUUCAAAGGAAUUGAUCGAUUCUACGAUAUCGGAGGCAUGUGCGCUGAUCCUGAAGCCUUCGCUUUGGCCGUCAAGAUCUUCGCCGAUAGAUACAGGGGCAUGAAGAUUGACUCCAUUGGUGGUUUCGACGCUCGAGGCUUCAUUCUCGGCCCGCCGGUGGCUCUCGCGCUCAACAUCCCGUUCUUCAUGCUAAGGAAAAAGGGGAAAAUGCCAAACGUCAUCGAUGGAGCGGCGUACUCCAAGGAGUACAAGGGGGACGAUGGGGCCGGCCAGGACGCCUUGUGCGUGCAGCGCUCGGCGGCCACGGCGGGGCAGCGGGUAGUUCUUGUGGACGACUUGGUGGCAACUGGGGGCACGCUGAUGGCCGGAGUCGACCUCGUCAAGGGGUUGGGUGCUGAGGUGGUGGAGUGCGCGUGUAUGAUCGAGCUGAAAGCGUUGAACGGCGUUGGCAAGCUGCACGAGCGCCAUGGGGACGUACCUGUGUGGUCACUCAUCAGCGAGAACAUCCUCACCGUCAAGGGCGAGGAAAUCAGCUAGGCUAGUUAAGCAGCGUAGCAUCGCACGAUGCAGGGGACGUCUAUCUGCGCGUGUGGUCAACACCAAGGGGAUAUUGUUCCCCUUUUGUUCAGGGAGACGUGAACGCACAAUACAUGGCCGUGCUGUUUUUUGGCGCAACGGUACCCGCACCUUAACCCUUUUGUGACUGGGUUUUCCCUCUGGAUCAUCCGGGUUUUUUUUUCCUCAACUGGGCGAAGAGACCGCUGACAUCAUGAAGGCCAAGGCUGUGGAACGCACAUGUUUCAACCACCGUCUCCCGUUCACUACACAUGUACUGGUAUCUCCCACAUGCACUCAAGUAAACAUCGUCGCAUCCACACGUC